Capsella rubella is the source of this 738-nucleotide messenger RNA. RefSeq names its product 40S ribosomal protein S16-1. The record is from RefSeq and is a predicted model, not a curated record. Gene Ontology annotation, cellular component: cytosolic small ribosomal subunit; ribosome. The transcript has a single exon. Gene Ontology annotation, biological process: maturation of SSU-rRNA from tricistronic rRNA transcript (SSU-rRNA, 5.8S rRNA, LSU-rRNA); translation. NCBI's taxonomy places the organism in Eukaryota, Viridiplantae, Streptophyta, Magnoliopsida, Brassicales, Brassicaceae. The coding region runs from base 56 to 496 and encodes 146 amino acids. Gene Ontology annotation, molecular function: RNA binding; structural constituent of ribosome.
CUCAUAUAUACGCUUUGGCCGCAGGUAAGCAGAGAAUCAUAAUAAAACCCUAGCUAUGGCGACCCAGCCGGCGAAAGAGUCAGUUCAAUGCUUCGGAAGGAAGAAGACGGCCGUUGCCGUCACACACUGCAAACGCGGUACUGGGAUGAUCAAGCUGAAUGGCUCGCCGAUCGAGCUUCACCAGCCAGAGAUCCUCCGAUACAAGAUCUUCGAGCCGAUCCUACUCCUCGGAAAACACCGUUUCGCGGGAGUGGACAUGAGGAUCCGUGUCAACGGUGGAGGAAACACAUCUCAGGUGUACGCAAUCCGUCAGAGCAUCGCAAAGGCCCUCGUAGCUUACUACCAGAAGUAUGUUGAUGAGCAGUCGAAGAAGGAGAUUAAGGAUAUCUUGGUGAGGUACGACAGGACUCUUCUUGUUGCGGAUCCGAGGAGGUGCGAGCCGAAGAAGUUUGGAGGUCGUGGUGCUCGUUCUCGUUUCCAGAAGAGUUACCGUUAAACAACAUCUGGUUUGCUUCUUUUGCGUCUCUGCUCAACGUUUUUGGGGUUUAAAGUGUUGAAAUUGUGAGACUUUAGAUUCUCUCUGUGUUUGCGUUUAUUUUUAAUGAGGUUAUUGGAUAAUGGUUACUUCUCCUAAGAACUUAUGUUUCACUAUCUAAAUCUUUAUGCUGUUUCAUUUUUAUCUCUCUAUGUGAUACGUCUCUGUUUUGAUGAAAUUGAUUAAUUGAUCUGUGUUGGUCA